Messenger RNA from Seminavis robusta, 2586 nucleotides. The record is from the annotation of a GenBank genome assembly. Lineage: Eukaryota; Bacillariophyta; Bacillariophyceae; Naviculales; Naviculaceae.
AUGAGCUUGGCCUCCGUUGCCAGCGUCACUGCUGCUGAAAACAAGUGUUCCUUUCUCCCUGCCAACGAAGGCCCGCCCUUUUCUGUUCAGCUCCCCGUCGGCGUCUUGUCGCAUCCGCUCUCGGAUUUCCCCCUGGAAUUCCGUGGCAUUUCUCCCAUUGUCACAAGAGCGCCCCUAGCCUUUGGCGAAACGCCCCGAGUCACCAUUCAAAGGUAUUCACAGCGACCUGACGUCUUUUACGACUCUGCCGAGAACCGUGUUGUCUUUUCGGCGGCGACUUGUGGCGACACGGGGAGGCAUACCGGUACCAAGUCAGCCACUGAGAAUCGAGGAUACAAGGAGGAGGAAACCAUGUCAGCGGCGACAUCUGGGGCAUCCACGACCAGCUCCCGACUCUGGAUGUGGAGUACCACGGCCCUUAUCACGGCCCUGCUGGGACGUCACUCUUCUUCCGCAUCGUCGUCGGUCGUCAUGGCCUUUGGUGCCCUACUUUUGACUGGUUUUGCCGGCUCUGCCUCUGUCGUUCAAGCCCAGGACCUCCAUGAUGACUGCGAACCAGUCGUUCAAAUUCUCGUGCAAGCUCCUGCAGCCUAUAAGGGGGCUGUGGAAAUUUGUUUGGAAGAAAUCGACGACACAGCCAUUUGUCCCGAUCCCUUUCCCACCUAUCCCACUUGCAACGAUCCCUCUCCAACUUGCGAAGUGGCCGUCGUUGGGGCUGGAGCUGGGGGGCUUUAUGCGGCUCUGCGAAUGGUCGACGAAGGUGUCGUGGACGCUUCAGAUGUGUGUGUCUUUGAAAUGACGGAACGCGUUGGUGGAAGACUCAUGUCCCUCCGAGGAUUGGGCCCCGAAGACAAUCUCGUCAUAGAUGCGGGAGGCUAUCGCACUUGGCCAGAAUUUACUCCGACUGCACACGCGUUGAUCACGGAAUACUUGGGGAUCCCCAUGGGAUGUUACGAUGACUCGGAUCCUUGCCAAGUUUACAAUAUUGUCGAUGAGAACGGAACCAAGGCUGGAUUCACCCUCUUUGUCGAAGAAAUGAUGCAGCGCUUGUCUGACGGAGGAGCUUGUUUCUACCCCUUUCAUGAACUCAAAUCGAUCGACAGGCUGGUUAACUUUGACGUUCUUGGCGAAGCCGUGGUUGCAAGACAGGAUGCCGGCGUCAGUGUUAACACAUCCGCUGUCACAGAAUUGUACUUCUCAAACGGGGUGAACGCGACCGCCAAGCUGGCUACGAUUCUGAAUGUCCCCCAGCGCCCACUGCUCAACAUAGUCCGAGACUCUCAUUUUGAUGAUAAGGGUAUGCUCGAUGCCGCGACUCUGGAUGCGUUGCACUCGGUUCAGACAGUCAUUGCGACCAAGUUGUAUUUGUACUACCCCCGCGGACAUGUCUUUUGGCACAAGCUCGGUCUUUUUUCGGGUGAUUUUGAGCACGAAGGGGACGCGAGGAACAUGUUGUUGGCUGGCCGCUACCAUGAUGGUCAAGUGGAAUGUGACGAUCCAGAAGAUUUGGACACUUGCCAUGGAUUUCUGCUGGCGGUUUAUGCCAACGAUCUUUCUGGAAACAAGGCCCAGUACUUUCGGCGCUACCAGCGCGAUCGUCCGGAGCCGGUGACCAUAAUUUCCAAUCAAGAUUUGGAAGGCCGGGAAUUCCUCCGACAUGCCCAUAAUCAGUUGAUGGACUAUCAUUUGCUGUACAAGCGAGAUGCACCGUACACUGGUUUCCAAGCGAGUCAGAUCCUUGCCAACAUUCAAGCACCCACAUGGGCAGUGUUGAGCACUUGGAAUACAGCGAUUCCUUGGGCUGGUGGAGCCUGGCAUGCGUGGACAGACACAUCUAAUAUUGAUUUGGCCAAGCAACCCUUUGUGCACGAUGAGAUUUACGUGAUCAAUGAAGCCUUCAGCUUGAUGCAUGGGUGGGCGGAAGGCAGUAUCAAAGUCGCGGAUGAGGUUUUGCAAGAUCAUUUCGGCAUUGCCCGUCCUUGGAACUUUACCGUGGUGGAUCUGAACCAAAUAGUGCGGCAAACCGACUCUCAAGAGUGUACCGCCACAGAUACGGCGCAAGCCCAAGCGGACACCAGCCGUGGUGCCGACGAUGGCGCUGCAGCUCUCUUAUGCUUUACAGGUGAUGCCAUGGUUUCCAUGGCUGAUGGAUCUUUCAAGGCCAUUGGAAGUGUGGAAGUUGGGGAUGAAGUAUUGACGGGAGGACCAAAUGCUCAAGUUGGCGUUGUCACGGAAACCUUGUACCAUCCAGUGAACCGUCAAGUGCCCGUGGCCAAACUGAUGACCGAAUCUCAUGGGGAGCUCGUUGGAACACCAGACCACCCUGUUUUGCAUGAGAAUGAAUGGGUGGAAUUCGGUCUAUUGCCCGGGGAGACUGUCGUGAUCAAGGAGCAGUUUGUGGAUGCCUUUUACAAUUUGGAGAUUGACGGGCAUUUGCUAGACGAGUCCCUACAUUCUUACAUGGUUCACGGGAUGGUGGCUUCUGGCUUGGGAGACAAUCCUGCAUUGAACAUGCGCUAUCCUCGUCAGAAGGAAUGGAAGAUCUUGGCAGCAGGGGUGAAUGGCAUUGCCGGUGCCGCUGCGUAG